GUCUGGCGUCUGGCGGCAGUUCGGAGCGAGACGCCAACACGACAUACAACGAGUAUUUUUGUCUCGAACUUAUCGAGCUCCCGAAUAUAAUUUAUAUUUUCGUUACUUUUUCUUGUUGUUAUUGUAUAUUGAGACAGUUUCAUAAAAUAAAACCGUUUUCUGAGAUAAAUCGUUACUACGGUUGUCGUUCCGAACGUUGUGAUUUGGAGAAUAUAGCGAGAAUGUGCCGGUUACUGAUGUAGAGGUGCGCGUAACAGGUCCUUGCAUAUAUCCUUUCGAGUGGCGACCGGCGAUCGGCGACCGGCCUCCAGGAAAGAAUUUUAAAUGUCUAGCUUAAUCAGGUGACUGGAACGCACCAAGAUAGAAAAAGAUCGAUGAAUCCAAAAAAUUAAUCGUAUUCGGUUUAAAGACUGUCGAGUUAUCAUCACCACUAUCGUUAUGAUCUUCAUAAAGAACAAGUGACAGUGAUCGAUAAUUUGCAUAUGCUUGGGCGAUUAUCAAUGUGCAAAGAAUCGUGAGAAUUGUAAGAUCUACAGAUACAUCGAGCUUGUUUCCAGCUCCGUUCUUCCCAUUCAGGCACGUCGCAUUCAUCCGGCGGCAGCCACAGCAGCCGGUACGCACGCAUAUCCUCUAUACGUAUAUGUGCAAACAGUCGGGAGAAAAAAGCACAUCCGGUUCGUGUUUUGUCCUUUAACGUGUUUUUUUGUUGUUGGAAUAUUUGGCUUCAGAAGAAGAAAAGAAAGUUAUACCAUACAGUGAUUGCCAAUGCGUUCUUCCUGAUUCCAAGGUGGACCAGCCAAAGAAGAUAAGAACUAUAGAAUAGAAGAAAUUACGAGAUGACGUGAUACGUCAACGGAAGAGGAAUGCCGGCGUAUUGACGCGGAUCUGUUCCUCUUCCCCUGGCGGAGGUUGUCAAGUGUCGCGAGAUGCAACCCGGGAACCGGGACGUCAUCCGGACGGGUUCGAACGGCUGGCGAUCGACCAGGCUACUCUGACGAUCACCACGAUCACAGCCGAUUCGUCUCUCCGUAUUUCUCGUUGUGAUCAAACUUGAUCCUGAGAGUCCGCCAUCAUCGCCUAAGUUUAGAGGGAGAGGAAAGGAAGAGACUAGAGACGAGGGGAAACAUAUCGUUGGGCAAAAGGCCCGAGGUGGUCAGGAAGGGAGGAGAUUCGGUCUUCGGAACGAGGAACAGAUUAAAUUCACGGUGGAGAAUACGGAGGUUCAGCAGUCCAGCGUAAUCCAGUCGUUGGUCGGGAAACGUCGGGAAAACCAACAAGAUGACAACGAUACAGAGUUGCGGUGGCAGUUCGUCAAGAUGCGCGAAACGCGCCUUCGUCUUUGUGUUUGCCUGGGGCCUGCUGAUGAUUGCGGCAGUACAGUUCCGUCACUUGGAAAGCAGGGCUUUACGUCAGGAUGGUGGCCCCACGGCUGAGGAUGGCAUGGGUAACCUGGUAGAGGUCGAUGGCAUUAGUAACGAUCGAGGUGCGAGCCGAGGAUCUUCAGGAAGCUUGAGUUUGUCCCGAUAUCUUUUGCAAAGGUCGUCACUGGGCGAACUCACCAAUUCUGGCAGUAACGGCGUCCUGCUGACCACCUUAACCACCCUUAGAAACCAUUUGGAAGCGACGAUGAGUCCGCUCGAGCUAGAACCGUUACUGGACAAGAGACCGGCUAAAACCGAGCAGCAAUUGAUCGAGGAGAUUGCUGAGAGAAUACCGAGUCUACCACUGAGCGAUUGGUCCAAAAAUAGUAAAUUGACGAAACGGGGCAAUGAGAGCUGCGCCAAAUACCCGCAGAUCUACGAUUUGGAAUUUAAUAAUAUCUAUUGGCAAACGUUGCGAACCAACAACGGCACGUUUCAAUUUUUCGGUGCGUUUUAUGACAAUCGGAAAUUAUCCAAGAUCGGACCGGCGGUCCGGAUUGUUGGCAUGAUCGAUCGGAUUGAACCGAUCGUGAAAACGUAUUGUCAAUUAUGGUACGAGGGCGAGAGCGAGCCCAAGAUCGUCGAGACGCUCGAAUACAAGUACAUUUGGUAUCCUAAAUGGGGCAAUUACAAGCAGGGCAUCUAUCAGCCAUAUGUGAUAGCAUGUAGAGUACCGCCACAAGCGUAUGGUAAGCCACCGUCAUCUGUCUCCAUAGUGGAGAGACGUUGCGACACGGCCACCAACCACCUUCGUGUGAUUUACAACAAGCCCGAACGUAAAAAAGACUUUGCGGUGUGCGUAAAGGGUCUGGACUUUCUGCACGAGGAUCUGUCGGUUCGACUAGUCGAAUGGAUCGAGUUGAUCAAUCUGCUGGGUGCCGACAAAAUCUACUUCUACGAGCUGCAGGUGCACCCGAACGUGACCAAGGUGUUGCGGCACUAUCAGCGUCUGGGUAUGGUGCACGUGACCCCGUUAACCCUGCCGGGCGGACAGCCUAAUGUGCCCGCCUUCCAGCACAUGUAUUUAACGAAGAAAACCAAUCACAAACGGCAGAACGAACUAAUACCCUACAACGAUUGUUUAUACAAGCACAUGUAUGAGUACGAGUACAUCGCACUGCUGGAUGUCGACGAAGUGAUUAUGCCCGUGAAGGACGCGACCUGGCAAGAGCUGAUGCGCCGGGUAUUGCCCAAGGCCCUGCAAAUACGGAAUGAGACCCGUGCCUCGUACAACGUCAGAAACGUCUACUUCCUCGACGACCUACUGCACUCUCAUGGUUACUUCAAGGACAUACCCAAGUACAUGCACAUGCUCCAACACGUAUACCGCUCGAAGAACUUUACGAAACCAAAUCAAUAUAUCAAGUGCUUCCACAAUCCAGAACGGGUGGUCACUCUGCACAACCAUUUUCCGCUGGCGUGCCUGGGUGCUGGAUGCACCAGUUAUCCCAUCGAGACCGAGGAUGCGCAGUUGCAGCAUUAUCGUGCCGAUUGCGUACGAUCGCUAAAGAAAACAUGCGUGGAAUAUCGGGAAAACAGCGUGAUAGACACGACGAUAUGGCGUUAUAGGGAUAAAUUGAUCAGCAGGGUCACCGACACCUUGAAAAUGCUCGGCUUCUUCGGCCCAAGAUAGCGUUGGAGAUCUUGAUCUCUCCCCUUCUUUACUCUCGUUUCUCUCUCCCGUGGAAGAUUUGAUCGGUCGUCGCCGGAAGGACGAAAGAAAAGGCUGUGCGCGGGACGAGAAAUGAUGAAUCUAUCAGCGGGAGGUAAUUGCCGCGGCGGGAUUUGAUCAGAGAUUUAAUCGAACAGAUAAUCGGUGUAACCGAUAAAGUGGAUUCAUUUAAUUCUAGUGACAGCGUAAUAUCGCGUGUUAUAUUUCUAUGUGUUGUUGUGUGCGUGAGAGAGGAAGCGUGGAUCGAUAAUCUUUGACUGAUAAGUAUACACAUAUCGUGUCUUGAGCGAUAAAAUGUUUGAAUCUUAUAUCAAACAAAAUUAUCACUCAAGUACAUUAUCCAAAUCAGAAUAAUGAUAGCUCGUGAAUUAAUUCACGAGCUAUCAAUAUUAAUUUAGAAUUAUACCACAAUACCAUCUAAAGUAGAAUAGCGUGUAUAAAAAAUGGGAUUUAUUUUUCCAAUUUUCAUUCGAUGCACGCUUCUUUAUCGAAAUUGAUUUAAAUAUAAUAGAAAAUUACCAAGCAAAUCCAUAUUCCAAAUUUUAGCCGAACAAAAUCCUAAGCAAUUUACAUGGGAAAUUAUUACGCUCUAUUUAUGCGAAUCCCACUAAGACGAUAAUUUUCAGGCAUCUGUUAACCCGCGAAACGAAAAUUAUCUCUAGACUGAACGUAAUUGUGUUUCAAUUUGUAUCGACAACGAUACGCAAAUUUUCGAAUGGCAAAUCGACCCGAUUACAUUCACGAGAAAACUGCAGUAUUCCUCUUUUUUCCUUUUUUGUAAAUAAUUUCUCUUGCUAUAUGCUCAAUAUGGAAUACCAAGUCUGCGAUUGAUCGAUAGCCAUAACGAAUAAGUUCAAUGUAUUAGCAAACGGAUUACAUUUGGAUACAAUGUGAAUUACAUAUAUAAUUUUAAGUUUAACUUUUAAAGUCAAGUUUUAACGAAGAGUAUAAAAAAAAAUGAAAUUAAAAAGUAAAGAAGUGCAAAAUUAUUAGUCAUGUUAUAGAUGCGUUACAUUAGGCCGAAAAUAUAUUUAGACAACUACGGUGAAAUAUAUUAAAAAAUUCUUUUUUAAUAUUUAAUUUAAUAAUGAGAGUAUCUGUUUUGGAAUGGCGCUUAAAAGCAUCGAGAUACCAUUCCGACGACUGAAACGCUGUGAAGUGUAUAAGCAUCGAUAUUAAAGACUACUUUUAACGAGUCUUCUGCAAUCACGAAGCGGUUUAUGUUCAGAACAGAAAUUCGAAACUAUUUUAAUUUUUAUCAUACUCGAUAAGCAAGAAAAUAAAUAAUGAAAUAUUACAGACAAUAUGAUGUACGUAGCAGGCUACGUUCGGGAAAUGCGCUAUUAGCUAUGCUACACAAUUGUGUCAUUUUGGUUCAUUAGAUGUAAAACAAGGAUAGAAUGAAACGUAAAAAAAACGCAGCCGUACUAAUAUCUUUAUUACUAUAUCUUCAUUUUAAUUUUAAUUUUGUUAUUAAAAUGUCUAAUUUAAACAAUUCAAAAUAUUAUGGCGUUACAUAAUAAUGAGAAUAUGUUGGAUAUGAUGAAUGUCGUCUCUCUAGCUCACUAAUUAUUUCUAACCGCUUCGUGGUUUCGGAGAUUUUUUUUAUUUUUUAUGGUGAACCUCGAUCGCUUUCUGCAUGAUGAAAAUCAUUUGCUAUUUACUAUUCGACAUAAGUGUCGCUUGUAAAAGUAAGAGGGCGAUUCACGUUUUACCAUGAGAUAUAUCAAUAUAAAGGGACCAGUGUUGUAGGUAAGAAAUAAUAAAAAUCGGAAAAGUCGAUUCGCGUAUGGUUGCAUAGACACGCCAUUGGUCUAUAUGCACGAAUAAAAUAAUAUUGUAUUUUUUAAAGUUUACGUGGGUUGUUCUUCAAGCUGAAACAUUGACAGACAAAAUAAUAUCUUUUAUUUUCCCUUAUUUAAUUAAUUGUUUUAAUUUACGCUCAUUUAAUAUAAUAUAUAAUAAUAUGUAAUAUAAGGAUUAUUACAUGUUAUUAUGUAACAGUAUGUCUUAUGUACACACUUAAAAAUAAUUGUUUUUAGUCUUAAUUUUAAACAUAAAUAUGACUCAGAGUGAACAAAUAUAACAUUAAAUAAAAUUACAUUAAUUAGCUGACGCAAAUUAUUUACAAAGAGAAUUAUUUUUUAAACUGAGCUAAUAAAAAAGUAGUGAAUUUCUUGCGUAGCUAAUUAUUCAUGCGCUGAAUUUUCAUAUUUUACACAAUGAAAAUUUUUUGAUAUGUGUCUUCGAAAUAUCUGUUUGUAAAAUAAUAAAUUACUACAAGAAGAUGUAAACAUAUCUUUUUUAUAUUUCUCUAAACUCCUGUACUUAUUAUUGUAGCUUUAUUAAUAUUAGCCAUGUAAAUUUAUAUCUAGGUGGGUCGUGUGAAUAACGAUAUUUUGGAAUGUAUUCGUUCUAUCUUAUUGCGAUUGGCAUUAACGCCAUUUGAAACGCUUGUUGAGUUAUCGUGCGCGUGUCCAAAUUGUCGGAUGUUAUCAGCGUGAUGAGUCAGCACGCCGCUCGACGUGCGUCAGGAUAAUCGAUGGUGAUUGCAAUAUAAGCUCCUCCCAUCAACUAGGCGACGACGUAUGAUACCGAGAGAGACUUCGAGAAACGCAACUAGCAUCCUAAACAUUAAUCGACAAAUCGUUCAUUUUAUACGUCUAAGUUCCUAAAAAUAUUUUGACAUCUCUGGGAAUAUAGUUCUACUAUUUCUCAAAUGUAAGAAUAACUUUACGUAAAGAAAUUUGAAAUAAAAAAUAUUAAACAAAA
Wasmannia auropunctata (little fire ant) is the source of this 5865-nucleotide messenger RNA. RefSeq lists its product as uncharacterized. The record is from RefSeq and is a predicted model, not a curated record. The coding region runs from base 1279 to 3054 and encodes 591 amino acids. The transcript has 4 exons. Lineage: Eukaryota; Metazoa; Arthropoda; Insecta; Hymenoptera; Formicidae.